UCGAUAAAUGAGUAUGAAAUUCUGUAUUAUUGCUUUAUUUUUGCUUGAAUUUCACAUAUUUUCAUUCGUUAUGAAAGUUAGGAUAUAAGAUAUACCUAUAUUAUUGACUAGGUGCAAAAAACUUUUUUUGGAGUUUUCAUUUAAAAUGAUAUUGUGGUAUAUUAGGACGUUGUUUUUGGUGCAAUCAUUUCUUGAGAUAUACGCGUUUAACACUCCUUACCGUGUUUAUGAUAUGAUUCCCCAAGGGAUUUGCAAGAUGCGUCGGAUACCACUUUUGGAUAAUUUUCUCACUCAAAUUGAUCCAAUUUUGCUUAAUGCCGAGCAAGGAGCUAUUUUUCAACAAACCUGGAAUUCAUCAUCAUUCAAGAAAUAUUCUGAUUGCAAAUUCUAUGUGCAAGCACCUCCUCAUAUGGGCCUUUAUCUAACUGUUAGCAAGGUGCAAUUGCGUAAAAAUCGUAAUGAUAAUUGCAUUGAUACUCUCGUAGUAAAGAAAAGCAAUGAUAAAAAGCAUCAAUUUUGCGAAACACCAGAUGAUGAACCAAAAGUGCUUUAUGAUAAUCGCGGUCGGAUGCGAAUAACAGUUAACUUAGAUGCCAAUUUAGCUCUUCCAUUGUUAGAAGAUACUCUUGAGGUACAAGUUAUAGUGACGGUAAAACGAAAGUGCGAUGUCGAUGGAUAUUUGCCAUGUGAAGAGGACGAAAACGAUUCGUGUAUUAGCAAAUAUUUCUUCGGCGAUGGCUUUGUCAACUGCCCAAACUGUCUGGACGAAAAGGGUUGCGUUAAGGAUAAUGAGCAAGUCCAAAUUUUCAAUCCAUCAAAUGUAUUUUUUAGUGCUAUAAUUUCUCUGCUGGGUACAAUGAUAGUAUUCGGAGGAUGUCUGUGGUGCGUAUACAGACAUCGUCAUUGCAUUGCCACCUGCAAUAGUAAUAAUAGCGCGGAAGCUGUACGAAGCAGCCAUAUCAAUAGAAAUUCUUUGGACAGUGCCACAGUUGACCAAAUUCAGGUAGAGUUACAUGCUACUUCACAACCAACGGCCCCACCCGAAGAAGACAAAGAUCUUCCGCCAAGCUACGAUUCGCUGUUUCCAGUACCUUCUACAGCACGAUGAGGUCUAAAUUCAAAGAUGCCAGAUUAACAAACUGAUGCGAACUUUCCAAUGCUUAACUAAAUGUUUUCUUAAAAAAAAAAAAAAAUACAGUCACAGAAUUUAAGAAAAUAGAACGCUUUUGUACAGAAUCACUGUUUCUUCAGCCUGCUAAUAACUCGGAAGAGUUGAACUGAUUGUUAUAUCAUUGUUUUCUAGAAAACAUUACUUCGUGAGUUUGAAGUAUUUUGUUUUGCAAAUGUUUAGGAUAUUUGGCCGUCAUUGUCUUAAUUUAAGAUCUAUGGAGGUACCGCGUAAUAAGAUCUGCACAAACUUAGAGCAUUAGUAAAGAAACUAUUUAGGUUAUUUAGAAGUGAAUAUCUAUAUAUUUAUUAUUCUGAUCGUUUUAUAAUGGAAGAAUGUAUUAUUUUUUAGACUUUUGUACUAAAUGCAAUAGUCUACGAAAGCCUUUAUUUUAUUUGAAAAACAGCCAAAAUGAAAGAAGUAACCUAGUUGUAAAUAGGGACAACGAUAGCCUGUGUAUAUAAUGCGACAGUAAACAUUUUGAAUAAAUGCAUUUGUGUAAUUAA
Molecule: messenger RNA, 1674 nt
Organism: Wyeomyia smithii (pitcher-plant mosquito)
Lineage: Eukaryota; Metazoa; Arthropoda; Insecta; Diptera; Culicidae
Exons: 2
Coding region: 146-1108 (320 amino acids)
Molecular function (GO): protein binding
Source: RefSeq, a predicted model, not a curated record